This is a messenger RNA of Hyaloscypha bicolor E, 1138 nucleotides long. RefSeq names its product S-2-haloacid dehalogenase. Lineage: Eukaryota; Fungi; Ascomycota; Leotiomycetes; Helotiales; Hyaloscyphaceae. The coding region runs from base 202 to 987 and encodes 261 amino acids. The transcript has a single exon. The record is from RefSeq and is a predicted model, not a curated record.
GCAGGCCAGGACGAGAAAAGCCGAGUUCUGGAGUCGUUAUUCAAGAACACUACAUAAACCCCUUGACCCAUUCUUAGAAACAUAAUUUGCAAGGUUCGCAUCUGCAGAAGCCCAGAAAGCGUUUUCGUUUACCGAUUCCUCCAUUUCGUCUUCGUGGCUACCACUCCAAAACUCAAAGUACCUCACUCUAACCCUCUAACAAUGGCUUUCGAUCCAACUUCCUACAAGCUGCUCAGCUUUGAUAUCUACGGCACUCUCAUAGACUGGGAGACCGGAAUCUACACCUCCCUCCUCCCCCUCCUUUCUCGUCUCCCACCAUCCUCCCCUCACUACCCCUCAACCAACACUGCCCCUCAAAUACGCCAUUUCCUACUCACAGAAUACGCCAAGUUGGAGCAGUCCAUCCAAAAAGCCGAACCUACCCUCACCUACCCCAACAUCCUCACAAAAAUCUACAUCCAGCUCGCCGCCUCCCUCUCGAUCCCCAUCACUGAAGAAGAAGCUCACUCCUUCGGGAUGACCAUCGGCACCUGGCCGCCAUUCCCUGACACCGUUGCCGCUAUGCAAUCUCUAGCAAAACACUACAAGCUCGUCGUUCUCUCCAACGUCGACAAGGCCUCAUUCUCGCGUACGCUUUCCGGUCCUUUGUCAGGCGUGAAGUUCGAUGCAAUCUACACGGCAGAAGACAUUGGGUCCUACAAACCUGAUCUCCAGAACUUUGCUUAUUUGGCAGAUCAUGCGGAAAAGGAGUUUUGGGUGAGCAAGGGGGAGAUCUUGAAGGUUGCGCAGAGUCUGUACCAUGAUCAUGUGCCGGCAAAAAGGUUUGGACUGAGGCCGAGUGUUUGGAUUCGGAGGAUGCCCGGGGGAGAGGAAGCGUUGAUGGGGAGUCGUUUGGAGGAUGUGGAGGGGCAAGUGGACUUGGCGGCUACGUUUGGGAGUUUAGGGGAAUUUGCGAAGGCGGUUGAGAAGGCUUUUGGGGAGGCCUGAUGAUCCGAGAUUGAGGCCUGGAAAUGGUCGGGGAGGUUGGAGUUAAAAGGAUCAUGUCGAUGAAAAGCUGGUGCUUCUCGUAGUGUGUCUAUUAUAUCUAUAUUUAUCUAAUCAUUAUUGCCAAAAAGAUUCAACAGUGAUAUGUUCGCCU